UUCAUUGCCAACAACUUCAAUGUCUGAAAACGCAGAUUUGCAGUCUUCUGAAGAACUUGAGAGUAAUGGUUUGUUAUUCUUCAGUUUCACAGAUUAUAAAACUACACUUAAAUUUAAAUUGUAACAUGGGUGUAGUGUAGUAUUAGUAUGAGUAUAAUAAUUAUAUUAUACAGGGUGGGCCAAUAAAAGUGAGAACAUCUUGUAAAAUAGUACGCUACGAAUGUUCUCACUUUUAUUGGCCCACCCUGUAUAGUAUAUUAAAUUAAUUAUAUAGGCCGAGCCUACUACUAUAUAAACUAUACUAUAAAAUUAAGCCUAAGUAAGCCCUAGUCGUAGGCGUAGCCCUAAGCCUACCUAUUCUAUUCGCCCAUUUCAAAUUCAUUUGACUGAAUUGUUGUCAAAUGUUAUUAUUGGUAUCAAUCAGAUUCAAUCAUGAUUGAAAAUUGCAGAUUAGUAAAUAAUAGUUUUCGUAAAAAUUGCUAGUUUAGAAAAUUUCUUAAAGAUUUACCAAGAUGUUUGAUAAUGAUAAUGUGUUAGCCUUACUGAAGACUUAAGCCAAGUCUUCUAUUAAGUCACUUAAGAAAGUGGAAUUACUGAAAAUGCUUUACUCUUACUCUUGGUCUUAACAAUACAAAAAUCAGAAAAUGAGUGCAAUUAAUUAACGCAGCCGACUGCGUAUAACCCUGAGAGUUAUACGCAGUCGGCAAGUCACGUGAGGUCUAUAUUCUUCCUGUGUUACAUUAUCAAUCAAUAAGGGUGCCUCGUUAUCGAGGUGACGGGUGGUCGAAUGGUACAAACUGACCAUACCUCAAGUUGGUGGUCUUGAGUUCAAUUCCAGCCAAAGGCCAGCCAUGAAUACGUGUUAGUUGCUAUGUUUUUUCCUCGAGAAUGAAGCAAAAACAACUAGGCUUAUUGUUUUACUUUUGUUUUGGAUAAAAAAUGUUAAAACAUGAGAAGAAUUAUUAACUUGACCAAUGUAAUGUUAAUAAUGUUAUUCUUAUAAUUAUAAAAUAUAUGUUUGUGUUUUUAACAUUAACAUAUAUUAUAUAUUUUGUGUUGUUAACUAAUUUUGUGGCAGAUAAAAUCAUGUUUCUCUGGUACAGUAAUAAAUAUAAUCAUGGGUUGAAAGUAGCAGUAAAAAAAUCGCUGUAGGGGCAGGGCUUCUGUAGAGGGGGCACUGUAAGUAAUACUUUUGACACAGUUAUAGUUUUGCAUGGAAGCUGAAAACUGUUACAUUUAGGUCAUCAAAAAAAAAUCAUAAAUGCUAUAAUUUUUUAAAAAAUAAAUAGAAUGUAUUUCCUGAAUUAGUCAGUAAAACCAACCACAUGGUCAUAGCAACAUAUAAAAACCUAAUCAAUCAAAAUACAUAACUAGACUUAGACCGCGUUAGGCUUAGACUCUAAGAAAUGUAGACUUUGACUUAUACUUAUAAUUAUAAUAUAUAAGAUACAAGCAAUAAUACUAAUAAUAGCACUAAUACUAAUACUAUUGCUAUCAUCAAUUUCAAUAUUAGUUAAAAUUAAUUCAAUUAAAAUUUUAUGUUAAACACAUAAAAAGUUCUAGUUCAAAACAACCCAUCAUGCGGCUCAUUACGCAUAAUACUUUUUUUAAAAUUGCCAAACUAGCGAUUGAUAAACCUUAUUUGGCUAAAUUCCUAGCCGACUGCGUAUAACCCUGAGAGUUAUACGCAGUCGGCUGUGAAUAACCCUCAGGGUUAUGCGCAGUCGACUGCGCAUAACUCUCAGGGUUAUGCGCAGCCGACUGCGUAUAACACUUCCCAUUAAUUAAGCCUUAGGUUUGAUACAAUUUCAUCCUUCUAUCUUUUAUAGAAGUAGAAGUGGAGUUUUUUGUCGAAUUUUUAUGCCACUUAUUCUUAUAUUAUCUAUAUAUUUCACCCCUAAAACGUGUGACCCAAAUUUCACAUUACUGCAUUAAUUUGCCCACAACAUUUUUAUUUUUAAAGAUAAUUGCGACAAAUUUUCAGGAGACAUGUAAGGCGGGCCGUAAUACUUAAUGAAAAACUUGUGCGGGCAUUAAUAUUUUAUGAAAAGCUUUUGCGGGCUGAAAGAUAAUAGGACAGGGGGAAAGCUAUUAAGAAAAUAAAAAUAAUGAAGAAUAUUUUGUUACUUUGCAAGCCACCAAGUCAUUAUUAAAUAAUAUAAAUAUGUAGCCGUGUGCUUGGUGAAAGAACAGCGGACAGUUUUAAAAUAUACACUCAAUAAAUUCAGGUCUUGAGGACUAUAGCUUUAUUUGGUUCUAUAAAAAAUGCCAAAGUAAAAUCUUAAGAAAAUGUCUAAAGAAAAAAGACAAUACCUGAAAUGACACAAAUAGUACAGAUUAGCAUUGUCCUGACUAGGAUUGAAUUACACAGCUAACAAUAAAUAAUGUUAAAUAACGUAGUGUAGCAAAGUGAGUGGUAAGGAACAAAGCUGAAAGUUUUACUAAUAUACAAUAAAAAAAUUCAGGUCUUGAGGACUAUAGCUUUAUUAUAAAUUUUGCCAAAGAAAAUGUAGUAAAAAGGGAAAGUCUAACUCUAAAGAAAAAUGCUGAAGAAAAAGCUUAAGAAAAGUCUAAGGAAAAAGCUAAAGAAAAAGGAAAAUAUCUGAAAAGAAACAAAUAGUACAGGUUAACAAUGUCCUGACUAACAUUGAAUUACACAGCUAACAAUAAACAUGUUGUGGCAAAAUUUACUUAACUAAGAAUAGUGUAAUACAUGUUACACAAAGGGCAAUUAAAAUUAUUAAAUUAAAAUAAUUUAAUAAUUUUUAAUAAUAAAAGUAAUCACGUGGCAGUGUUUAACAUGUAGGAUGUACAUCGGCUUACAUGCAGAAUCAGUGUGAGAUGUGAGGGCUAAUAUAAAGGUGUAGAAAUUACUGUGGUACUUUGUCCAUGCAAGGUGUCUAUAUAUUAUGAUGCCCCCAUUGCCGGAAAAGUACUACAGUGGUAUACCGUUAGUUUGAUACAUAUUGUAUCAAUCAAUCGCUGUUUCUUCUGGUAAUAUUAUCCUAACACAUGCACCAAUUCCUACGCGAGAAUUUAGCACAUGGUGGAAUAGUUAGCCUACUACACAUAUUUUACGUAUAUUUGCUGGUCGGAUACUGUUGUAUCAAUCGCUUUUAAGCACUUUGCAGUAUGUGUAACCAGAAAGAUAUAACAGUUGGUUUUAUGCUCACAAACACACUGGUAUCUAAUUCUAUUUAAUAAUUCACUGUACAGCUGUAUGUUCAACCUUCAAAAUAGCAUGGUUAUAAGUCAAUUGGACAGCUGUAUGUUCAACCUUCAAGAGAGCAUGGUUAUAAGUCAAAUUAAAAGCUCUAGGUUCAACCUUCAAAAUAUCAUGUUUAUAAGUCAAUUUGCUGGCUUUAGGUUCAACCUACACAAUAUCAUGGUUAUAAGUCAAUUGGCUGGCUUUAGGUUCAACCUACACAAUAUCAUGGUUAUAAGUCAAUUUGUAUAAGUUAAAUAGAUAUUGUAUAAGUUAAAUAGAUAUUUGUGUAGCAUCCCAGCCAUGUUAAUCCAAAGACGCCUCCGCUGGCUUGGACACAUCAAGCGAAUGCAACCUGGUCGCAUACCAAAGGACGUGCUAUACAGCGAGCUGGCGACAGAGAAAAGGUCAGUUGGACGGCCUCGUCUGAGAUACUUAGACAUGUGCAAAAGAGACAUGAAGUCGGCCAACAUCGACAUCUCAAACUGGGAGGAGCUGGCAGAGGAUCGAUCCUCAUGGCGGGCAUCGUGAAGGCAGGAUCACUACAUGCCGAGGAGCAAAACAGGGUGGAAACAGCUGCAAAAAGAGCAAGGAGGAAGGCCGGUAAAUACUGCUCCACCGCAUUCGUGUGUGGGAAAUGUAACAGAGACUGCCAUUCGAGGAUUGGUCUCACCAGCCACACCAAGAGUUGCAAGCAAUAAAGAUAAUCUAUCGUCUCCCGCAGAUGGAAAGAUGCCAUACAUACAAGUGAAUUGGACAAGUGUAGGUUCAUCCUACAUUAUCCCAUGGUUAUAAGUCUAUUUGACAAGUGUAGGCUCAUCCUACAUAAUAUCAUGGUAAUAAGUCUAUUGGAUGGCUGUAGGUUCAUCCAUUAAAGUAUCAUUGUUAUAAGUCUGAACAGAAAACCUCCAUUAUUACCACCUAAAAAAUGAAUUGUACAAACAUAGAAAUAUAAAGACGCAUUUGCUUUAAAACUUUGAAUGCAAAUAACUUAUUAGUGCACCCAUUGUAAGAAGGGUCACAUGGACAGACCAGAGACCAUGUACGUCACGCAAAGACCAAGGUGGUCUACUACUUUCCCUCUGGCAGAUUUUCUGUGGUGAAAUGACUAUUCCCAGCAACUUCAAAGUGAAUAAAAGUUUAAAUCCCGCACCAACACCCUAAAGACCUAUAUGCAUAUAUACGUACCCUGUCUCAGCUAUUCAAGAUAGACUUUAAAAUUUGUAUAAGUUAAAUAGAUAUUUUAAAAAGAAGUGGUUGGGACUCCUCAUAGAUGAAUGUAAAACUUCCUUUAUUACUAACUGUUUUAAUGCUCUCUAAAAAAUGUGGAUAUUCAAAUAUAGGCCUACUGUUGUAAAGAUAAUAAAAUCCCCUUUCCAACAAGAUGUAUUUAUAAAAAAAAUACCCAAGGGUUCCGGAGAAAUAAAUUAUUAAACAUAUCCCAAAAGCACACAUUGAGGUUUCCCAAAUCUAAGCAAUAUACACAUUGGAGGUAACAACAUUGUGUAGUACAUAACCCUGAGGUCAAAGUCCACAAUUCAGUUUCGUAAAGGUGCCGUCUGCCCUGCCACAAAUAUAACAAUACGAUGUGCAGACCUAUCAAUAAAAACAACAAAUAAUAUAAAUGGCUUCUUAAGACAUAUGAAGAUGAUUUUAAAACCACAUCAAUAUUUAAAUAUUUUUUUUGUUGCUGUCCAUAAUGAAAAAUAAUGUCAAUAUUGUUACACAUCAACUCUAACCUUUACAUUAUUUUAUUUUUAAUAAUCACUUAAAAUUUGCAUCUGAUACAAUCAAUUUUAAUUUCAUUCACAAAUUGUAUUGCUGGCAUAUUGUAAGUAACUGGACAAGUUUCAAAGAAUUACAAACGUAACCUAUUGAAAAUUCAAUUACAUUUUUCAACAGAGGGCUGGUACAUCUUGACCAUUCUUGUUAUGUGACCAGACUAUCUUAGAUGAACCUGGCCAUAAACCCAGUAUAGUGGUGAACAACCUGUAGGUCAAGAUAACCAUAUUUGUAACCAGAGCGUAUUAUUGACAUCAGUGAUUUUCAAUCUUUAUUUCUUUGAUGGACCAGUGGAAAUAGGAGAUAUAUUUCCUUCGAUGCUGAGACAUAAUUAAAAACUUUUUUUUUUGAUGUGUAGACCUAUUCAUUUUUAUUUAAUAUCAUGAAAUGGCAAUCCAUAAUCAUUUAGUAUUAUCAAAAACUACUCUGAUUCCUGAUGAGUCUUUCUUAACUCCUUGUUCUCUCUUAAUUUAUCUUUUUUCACCUUUCUGUUAGGCCUUCUCCACCCCACCACAAUUGUUUAUUCACUUUCAGAUAUUAAUAUACUACUGAUAAUGGAAUUAUUGAUGAUAAAACUGAUUGACAUUUACUGCUUCUUUCAUUCUCACAGAAGAACAUUUUAAUAAUACAAAUGCCAAUAAAUCAACAAUAGAAAAUGAAGAAAUUAGCCAGAGUGAAGUAAGCGAAAAGCAAGUUGAAGCUGAAGAGGAAACAUCAGAGGCAGAACAAGAAAUUAUUGUUGGAGAUAUAGAUGAAAAAAAGGGUUUGUUACUGAUUUUAAUUCUUUUUUUAAAAACUGGAACAAAAUUAUUAACCCUUUCAUUACGGCUGGUUUUGGGCCAUCGAUUUUUUAGCUGACUCAGCAAUUUAAAAAACUUAAGAAACUUGGGGUAUUUUUCAUUCUCUAUCUGAUUCACUUAUUAACUUCUCUAUAGAUUAACAAAUAAAGAAAUAUAUAGCAUUGAAAUAUGAUGUCGACGUGACAUCCUUGGUAAUUGAAAGUGGGUGAUCGUGACGUCGCAUCGACAUCAUCGGUAACGAAAAGGUUAAAAAGUACUAUAACGUUUUUAUUUUAUGGGAUCUAUUUAAUUUAUAUUCAAGGAACUUCGAACUGAGCAUUUUUCUCAUAACUUUAUGAACCAGAUAUAUCCAUUUUGCCACCAUCCUGGUGAUAUUAUUGCUAGCUUUAUUCAUACUAUGUUUUGUAUGUUCACAGUUUCAUUAAAAUUUGUGUAACCUCACAUAUUUAGGAUAUUUGCAAUCUCAUCUGUCAUGCUUUUAGUUUCAUUAAGUUAAAGCUUAAAUAUACUUCAUUUUAUGUGUCAAUUUCGAACCUAUUGAUAAAAUAUUAUAAGAACCUUUGUAUCUUUACAGAAUUAAGUAAAGAACAUGAAGAUGAAAUUUCAAAUAAAGGAGAAAUUGAUGUGCAAUAUGUACAAAAUGAAAAGUUAGAGUAUGGUAAUAAAGAAGAAGACGGUGUGAGUGUUAAAGAAGAAGAUGAGGAGGAAGAAGAAAAAGUUGAUGAAGCAGAGAAUAAUGAGGGAGAAGAAUAUGAUGUUGAGAAAGAUGUCUCAGAAGAUGAGAAAAGUAUAGAAGGUAAUUCAACAUUCUUCUCCUUUUCUAUGUUCUAGGAAUAAAAUAUGUUGUUUCAUAACAUCAGUAACUUGGUAACUAAGGAAAUGUUCAAGAAAUACAUUGAAGGGAUGGUAGAAGGGAAACGAGCUCAAAAUGGUCCUAACACAUCUUCUGAAAUCUUGAUAUCCAUUUAAAUUGUGUAAUAAUUCUCUAUUAAAAUGAGAAUCUUCUGUUCAAAACAAAUUUUUUGUCUGUGUUGGUUUAUAAAUGUUACUUUUCCAAAUUUAAAAUGUUCACAGCAAAUUGAGUGAGAGAAAAAUUAAUUAGAUUGUAUACUCAAGAUUUCAUUCACAAAAUCAAAAUUUUUUUUCGUUAGUGUUUUAAUUAAUUUUAAUAUAUAUUUAUAUAUAUACAGUGGAACCUCUCAUAACGAGUUUAAUUCAUUCCAGACUCUUACUCAUUAAGUGAAACACCCGUUAAACGAAGCAAUUUUUCCCAUACAAAUCAAUGUAAAAUACGAUAAGGCGUUCCAUGCUGAAAAAAUACUAAUUCAAAAAUUUUUAUUAACAUUUAUUCAAAUAAAAUUACUUACGAAUUGUUAAGGAGUGUAACAACUUGGAAUACAAUUUAGAUUUGAAACAAAAAACUUAAAUAAAAAUAUGAAUUUAUGACAAAUAAUUAAUCCUUUUUAACUAGAAAACUGUGUAAAGACAUUUGUUUUUGCAGACGCUUCAAAAUUUGACGAAAUGUGUCACAGCAUUAUCAUUGAAUAAAUUUGUAGCACGAAUAGCCACGCUCACACCUUGUUCUCGCUUUUCAAUGAUUUUACUUUUCAUUUCAAGAGUUAUUUUUUCUCUUUUCUUGUGGUUUUUUUUUUUUCGAAGACAUUUUAGCAUAGGUUAUUACAUUUUCCACAUAAAAAAAUUACGAAUACUGUCUGAAUACAAAAUUUGUAAAAACUGGUGAUCACAUAUGAAAACAAUACGCUAACAGACCAAGUGCUAAACACAGAAUAAUGCAAUUGUUCUCAACCUUCCUAGUGCCGCGACCCUUUAAUGCAGUUUCUCGUGUCUUGGUGGCGACCCCCCAGCAACCUAAUUAUUUUCAUUGCUACUUCAUAGCUGUAAGAAUAUGUAUUUUCAGAAAGUCUAAGGGGACCCCUGGGAAAGGGCAGCGGUAUCCCCAAAGGGGUCACAACCCACAUAUUGAGAACCGUUGGACUAAUGCAUCAGCGCGGAAACCCCAGCUCACAAAUGAAUGUCAGGAAAAAGGGACUUCCCCUUCCCGCGUAACUCGUUAUGCGAAAUAUCGCUCGUUAAGGGAGCAACUUCUUCACAUUUUUUUGCUCGUUAUGCGAAUUACUCGUUAUGAGAGGUGCUCGUUAUGAGAGGUUCCACUGUAUAUAUAUAUUUUAUUAAUUAUAUAUGAGGGUGCUGGAUGGCCGAGCUGUCUAAACUGUCUCAAAGCAGCUGGCGUUCAAUCCCCACCAAAGUCAACAUCUCAAGCACGCCGAGUGGAUGGGACUCGUUAGCCUUGGACGGCAACCCAUCUAAGAGAAGGCAAACUCUGAAUGAGCCAGAAUGAUGAACAAAUUGAACGUGGGCCCCUCACAUAUAAGAAGAACUUUUAAAAUUCAAAAGUGUGACCAUUCUAAGCUUGAGAACUUUUUCAGGUCAUUCAGGGUUUUUUGAUACUUAAAAAAAGCUAGAUGAAAAGUUUUUCAAUAAAUCUAAAACAUUUUAUGGCAGAUUUGUGGGGAAAAAAUUGUCCUGGAGAAAUUCAGAUAAUAUUGUAAAUUGUAAUUGUGAAAGUGUCUUGUCUUUUUUUUUUCAACAGAAAUUUUUAAUAGAACUUAAAUUAAUUUUUUUACUUUUAUUUAACAGAAAAACUUAACCUUGAAUAAGAAAUAUAAAAGAUAUGAAUAAAUAAACACCAUUUAUUUACUGAAAAUAAUUUUUAAAAUAUUGAAAUGGUCCCAGUUGUUGUUUUUGUGUGUUAAUAUUCUUGUUUUAUUAAAUUUAGAAUUCAUAUUUAUGUUUUUAUUUUGUUUAAAGAUAAUAUUGUUAUAUAGCAAAAGCUACCCCAUAUAUAUUAAUAUUUUUUUUGAUGUAAGCCAAUCUUAUGUCUUUUUAUUUUCAUUCUAAAGCAGUAAACUAUCUAAAAAAUGUUUGUUUUUUCUGCCUUUAUGCCUUCCAUUAAUUUACCAUUUCUGUUUUAAAAAAGCUGAUAAAGUAGAGGAACCUGAGCAUCAAGAUAAGGACAAUAAAGAUAAUACUGAUAACUUGAUGCAUGAGCUGAAAAUAGAAGAAAAUGAGCAGUUUAAUGAAGGACAGGACAACACAGUCCAAGAACAGGACAAAAAAGAGGAGGAAGCUCAGUAUGGGCAUGAACAAAAUGAGGUUCUAAAUAAAGAUGAUGAAGGGAUAGAAAAAGAAGAAAAAUCUAUUAAGGAUGAUGAAGGAAUAGAAGAAGAAAAAAAUGAGCCAAAUAAGGAUAAUAAAGGGAUAGAAUUAGAACAUGAUGCAAUCAGAUUGCAAGAAGUUAACGAGCAGUAUGAAUUGGGAUACAAGGGAGAAGAACAAAAUCUGGUGGACAGCAAAGGUCUUCAUGAAGAUCUUGGAGAUGGUGAAGAUAACUCUAGUUUAGUUAUAGAAGAUGUGCAUCAACAAGGAGGUAGUUGCUUUUUUGUCAGUCUCAUGGGUGAAGGCUUUUUAUUUCAUUUCUUUUUUUUCCCAUGUGUAAAAUAACACAGCCUAACCUAAUAAUUUUAUGAAUUUAUCCAAUGAACCUUUUUCUUCUGCAUAAUCCUUUUGAAUUUAGCAGCAAACUGAUUAGUAAAAAUAUUUUGUGUAAAAGAUAGUUUAUAAUUCUCCUUUUAAUUUCUGCUGAAUAUGUCCUGAAUAGUUUUACUGUGGAAUAACCAUACUCUUUUUUUUAUGUAUAUUACAUCUAUAAUGACAUGUAUUUAACUUCCUUGCAUCAUUGUAAGUUCAACUAACCAAGUAAUAUUUUUUUUGUAAAUUAUUAUAUUUCUAUUGCUUUUAUGCUGAUAAUAAAGUUAAGUAGUUUGUGCUAUUAUUUCUAUUCUUUCCAACAGUAUAAUCUAGGAUUCUGAUGCUAGUAGCAAGCACACUACUUAUAACUAGUCAUGCAGAACAUCGUCAUCAUCAUCAUCGCCUGUCGUCCUGUCUGGGGCAUAGGCCACAAACAAAGGCUCUCCAGGCAUCCCGGUCUUGGGCAAGUCUCUCCAGCUGUCUCCAGUUCUGCCCACUCUUUUUGGUGUCUGCCUCUAGUUCCCUUCUCCAAGUCAUUUUGGGUCUACCUCUUUUUCUCUUGCCCUGGGGGUUCCAAGUGAGGGCUUGUAUUGUGAUACUUGAUGUGAGCUUUCUGAGGGUGUGGCCAAUCCAUCUCCAUCUGCGAUGGCAGGCUAACACUUCCACUGGUUCUUGUUGUGUGCGCCGCCAGAGAUCCUCGUUGGUGAUGACGUUUGGCCAACGGAUUCAGAGAAUCAUUCGGAGAAAUGAGUUGAUAAACGUCUGUAGCUUUUUUGAACCAGCUGCUGUUGUUCGCCAUGUAUCUGCUUCAUAUAGCAAGACAGGUUUCACUGUGGUGUUGAAUAUCCUGACCUUGGUCUGGAGGGUCAAGUUGCUGCAGCUCCAGACUUUUUUUAGCUGGUUAAAAUGCAGCUCUUGCCUUGCCAAUUCUCACUCUUCUGUCGUAUGUCAAUGAUGCUGCCAAGGUAUGUAAAGCUAUCCACCUCUUCAAGGUUUUUUUCCUUCCAGUGCUAUAGGUGUGUUGCUUGAUGUAUUUAUUUUAAGGACUUUGCUUUUUCCUCUAUGGAUGUUCAGGCCAAUGCAAGCAGAGUACUGUGCUACAUAAUUGGUUUUCUCUUGCAUCUGUUGCUAUGUGUGUGAUAUUAGGGCCAGAUCAUCUGCAAAAUCAAGGUCAUCAAGCUGUUUCCAUAGUGUCACUGGAUACCAUUUCUCGUCUGCUCUGCAGACAUUUUCAUUAUCAAAUCAAUGGUCAGCAGGAAUAGGAAAUGCGAGAGCAGACACCCCUGUCUGACACUGGUCUGUACCCCAAAAGCCGCAGGUGUUUGUUGGUCAUGAACAAUUCUGCAUGACAGACCUUCGUAAGAAGCCUUAAUUAUGUCUGUCAAUUUUUGUGGUACCCCGUAGUGUCUUAGCAGCUUCCACAGAGUCUAUCUGUCUACACUAUCAAAAGCCUUCUCAUAGUCAAUAAAGUUGAUGUAUAGUGGCGAGUUUCACCCCAGGGAUCGUUCCACAAUAAUUCUCAGUGUGGCAAUCCGGUCUGUGCAGGAUCUGUCUUUUCUGAAAUCUGCUUUUUGGUCCCUAAGAUUGGGAUCUAUUGUCUCCCUCAUUCUGUUUAGCAGCAUUCUGUUGUAUACUUUCAUUGGGAUGGACAGCAGGGUUAUACCUCUAUAGUUAGAGCAAAAUCUAAGGUCUCCUUUCUUCAGGAGCUUAAUGAGGUGCCCUUCUUUCCACUCAAUCGUUAUCUGUUCUUCCUCCCAUAUUUUCUUGAAUAGUGUGUGUAGCAUUUCAGUGCUAGUCGUAAUAUCUGCUGUCAAGGCUUCUGCCGGUAUUCUGUCUCGACAUGCCGCCUUGCCUUUCUUUAGUUGUUUAAUUGCUCUGCAUAUCUCUUGUUUUGUGGUUGUGCUGCAAUCUAUUUCUAGAUCUUGAUCCGCUGCCUCUAUGUUUGUUGAGUGUGUGUUGUGGGGCUGGCCGGUUGAGGAGUUCUUCAAAAUGCUCUUUUUCUUUUUCCUAUAUUGAAUUUUUUCUAUGGUUUCAACAGAAAUCCAUUUUUUAUGUGUUUGUUGCCUAGGGCCCAACACUUCUUUGCAGGUAGUCAUGAAUAUCUCUUUGAUGUCUUUCCAAUUUUGGUCAAUUGUUUUCUCAUUGUUUAGUUCUUGUAGGAUUUAGAACAUGUUGGAGAUAGUAAGUUUAAACUCAAUUAAUUUGGAUUCGUCUUUCAAGAGUUUGGUGUGUUAUAGAGAGCUUGUUUACAUCAUAUUUCUCGUGCGUGCCCUCUGAUUGACCCCGCAUGAGACGCUGUGUUCACAAAGGGGUGUGGCUUAGGUCUUUGAAGUAGCUUGUUUACAAUCGGCUUCCAAUUACGCAUUGGGUAGAUUGUUUUCGGGUAAUUUCUGGAAUAUACUCCUUAACCCGAGAUAUGUAAACAACACGUCAUAAGCCCUUCUCGAAGCAUCUUACUCUACAUAUAUAUAAGGGAUUGACAGUUUGUGUGCUCCUACUUAUAUGUGUUUAUUUCGCAUUAUUUAUUGGCAUCAUUAUUUCUAAUUGUAUUAACUGUGUACCGGUACGAGAUCCACCAUACUGUAAGUUGAAGAUUGUAAUUUUAUUUUAUUUUCUUUUGUAAUUAUCUUUAGCCAUAAUAAAUCUUAAUUAAAUUGUAACUAGAAACUGUUUUAGGUCGUAUAUUUAAUAUUGUUGAUUCUGUGGUAUCGUCCUUUGUUAGGCACUGUUUUCAACGAGCCAAUUAAAAUAAAAAUAGGAGAUUAAUUUCUCCCAAUACAAGUCAGUGCGUAACAGGUGUAAAAACGGCGCUUGCUUCCCUCGCUUGUCCAGUUCUUUUUCAGUUUAAGCCUUAAUUUGGCAAUCAGUAGAUGAUGGUCUGAGGCUACAUCUGCCCCCCUUUUGAGCCUAGCAUCUUGGAGCGAUUGUCUAAACUUAUUGCAGAUACAGAAAUGUUCAAUUUGGUUAGCCGUUGACAUAUCUGAUGAUAUCCAUGUCGCCUUAUGGAUAUUUCUAUGCAUGAAGAGGCUCCCUCCGAUGACCAGUCCAUUUAAAGCACAUAGAUCUGCUAGUCUUUCACCAUUUUCAUUCAUCUCUCCCAUGCCGUGUGUUCCCAUGCAUUCUUCAUAGCCUUUAUUGUUGCUGCCUUUUUUGGCAUUUAGGUCCCCAUGAGUCUAACCACAUUGCUCUUAGGACACUUUUAGACAAGGGUUUGCAGUCUGUUGUAGAAGUCCUCUUUGUCCUCUUCUUUACUAUCAUUGGUAGGAGUAUUUACCCGUAGGAUGUCCAUAUUGACUUUUCGUUUUUUAGUCUUAAAUCUUACCGUGAUUAUACGAGGACCCGGUCCUGGAAAGCUUGAGUGCCACUCAUUGGUUGUGCGCCACAUUUUCAUCUUUGUGGCCUGAGAAUAGCAGUAGAUCCCCUGUGCUGGGCUUUAUCUACCUGAGCCUGUCCAUCGAAACUCACUUAUUCCUGAGAUGGCUAGUUUGUAUCUCUGCAUUUCAGCAGAAACUUGGACAGUUUUUCCAGUUUCGAACUUGGUCCUUACAUUCCAUGUUCCUAGACUGGUGGUGGUCCUCGUAGAGAGGAUGUUUGUCUACUGGGUGGUUUCCAGUUGGCUUUGGCCACCCAGCUUCAUUAAUUCUCUGUUAGGAGACCCAUCUUUUCCAAGGGUCUCCGAGCUUCCUUUUGAAAUCUUUGUUUGUGUUUUUUCGCCUAACCCUCUUCCUCUCUCACCCGGGCUUGGGACCGGCUACAGCGGAGUUCAUGCAGAACACCGACCUUUAAAAUAUAUGCCAUUAAAAAAUUUAUUGGUUUUCAAAGUUGAAAUGCUUUAAUUGUAAACUAAUUGGUUUGAUGAAUUUUUGUACAACUUUACAAAGUCUAAACUUUGCCUAGAAGAUUAUUUAUUCCUUAUUCUUUGAAAAUUUAGUUUUGUUAAUGUAAACCUGAAGAAUAAAUGUGUAAGAAAUUGUUGCUUCUUUGCAAUUUUGAUUACUAUUUACAUCCAAAGUGAAUAUUUUUAAACAUAACUUUAUUCAUUUUCUGAUUUUAAAAACAUAAAAAAGUAAAGAAAUGAAUUGAAUUUAUUUUAAAAAUAAAUCAUUUGCAAGAUUUUCAAUGUCAAUUAUCUUGUUAAUAUUUGUUUGAAUUUAUUUUACUUUGUAACAGAUAGACUAUUGGAAUAUUUACCAGUAAAAUACCUUAUUAAUUUUAAUGUAAAGAUAAAGUUCACUGAUAUAUUUUUUAUUUUUUUUUCAUUUAAAUCUGAAUAAUUUUUUUUAAUUGUUAUGUGUGUGGGCAUAAUUUACCUGUGGUUUCAGACAGUUAAGCAAAGUUUGUCUCCCAGUGAAAAAAAAAAUUUAAAAAAAAGAACAUUUUUUUUUCUAAUUGUUACAUUAAAAGAUUUAAGGUAGGACUCAAAAGGGUGGGGGGUGGAGGGGGGCUGGAAUUGUUUGAAAUAAUUUUUUUUCUCCUUGGGAUAUACACAUAAACUCUUGCAACUUUUUAAUUUACAGAAGCGGAUGAAGCGCAAUAUCAAACAGAGGGUUCUCCAACUGGGGUAUGUUACCCUUUGUUAUUGAAUACUGAGAAAAAAACUUUGUACUGCUGAAAUAUUAGAAAUGGAUUAUAUUUUUUUGUUUGUCAUCCUGAUCAAUUUUAUCAUAGAUAUUUAUUUAGCCUUACCAUAAUAUGGCUGAGUGGUCUAAACUGAGCAAAUCUCAAUUCAAUGGUCUGGAGUUCAAUCCCAUUUAAGAGAAGGAAACUCUGAAUUUAAAGCUGGAGAUUGAGUCCCGUUUCGGGAUAAUAUUGGUUCAAUGAAAAAUUCUGACAAUUCCUGCAACACCACUGGUGCCAAGCUGUAUCAUCCUCUAUGAAUACUUGAAUAUAGCACUUGUAUCCAUGCUAUUUUAACAUGCUCACAGCUAAUGGUUGUGCUCACAUGGUGUUCCCUUGGGUUAUUCAGCGAGGAGAGAGGCGAUUUGCUGUUAUCAGCUUAUAAUCCUAAAAGAAUAAUCCCAGGCCUUGUGGAUUUUGUCCUUCGAAGUCUACAACAUUGUCACAUUGUGAUGGCUGGAUGCCAGCAAUCAAAUAGUUAAAAAUAUGAUUUAGCUGACUUAGAUAUUUAACCUUACUUCACUUAAAUUAAAGAGUUAUGAAUAAAAUAAAAGAUUAAAAAUGUUUAAUUUAUUUAAAGUCAUUACAUUUUAAGUUUUUGGCUAUUUAGUUACAGUGCUAAUAAAUAUUGAAUAACCAAAUGUGUGUGUUCAUUUAGUUUCAAUUUUUUUAUUGCCUAAUAUAUUUUUUUUUACACUUUAUAAUACUAGUAAUAACUUGCCCAACAAUGGCAAUGCCUGAACUUCCCAGUUACUUGUGCAAAACAUGCAUUCAAGUAACGCACUUAUAAGAUUCCCAAUUAGUGCUACCCCCACCCACCCGCCCCAGGGACACCACUGCAAACUUUUUUUCACGCCCCUGUGCCAUAUAAUUUACUAAUGUCUUGAAUGCAGAUUUAUUACAUCAUAUUUAAAUUUAGACUAUUUCUGUAUAAAAAAAUUAAAACAUUACCACCAAAUACACUUCCAAUAUUUUUAAGAAUCACAUUAAGCUCAGUUAUCAUGAUUUUUAUUUUGUGCACUAUAUAAUAUGGCUGAGUGGUCUAAACUGAGCAAAUCUCAAGUCAAUGGUCUGGAGUUCAAUCCCAUUUAAGAGAAGGAAACUCUGAUUUUAAACUCCCCAUUUCACCAUGCAUACAUACAUUCAUACCAAGAGAAUUAUUAGUUGUGAUUGAAGCAUGAGCAUUUUAAAAAUUUAAUUUUUUUUUAAAAAGGGACCAGAUUAUGCACAUGUGGCAGAGGUUGAAGGUGAAGUGGAGAAUGACGAACAAGAAGAGUCCUACUUGAAAGCAUCACACAGAUCAACACAACUUGACAUGGACUUAGAUGCUGACCAGUUCAGCUCAAGCCUAUAUGAUAAGGUAGAUUCCAUGCUAUUGCAUAACUUCACAAAUUCAAUUAUUAAAAUUUCAUCUUAACAGCACAUAAAUAAUUUUCUCAAAGAUAUAUUUUAAUUUGUUAUCUUACUUUUAAAUAUUGUAAUAUAGCUACAAUUUGAAUUAUAAAAAUAGUCAACUUUUUAAAAAAUUUCAGCAUAUCUAUGAUGAAAAUAAAAAUGCCC
Messenger RNA from Lymnaea stagnalis (great pond snail), 15513 nucleotides. NCBI's taxonomy places the organism in Eukaryota, Metazoa, Mollusca, Gastropoda, Lymnaeidae. The record is from the annotation of a GenBank genome assembly.